UCCCAGUCUCCUCGCUCCUCGCCGUCGAUCGGCCGGUGGGCGACGCCGACACCGCGAGCUCCCCCCACCCCGGCGGCCUGACCAGACUCCCCCGCGGCCGCGACCAUCCCCACCCCGCGCGCGUCCUGUAUGUUGGCGUGAUCCGGCCGGUGGAGCCUGGAUGAAGGAGCGGAACCCGGCGGCCGUCUCCUCCUCUUCCUCCGCGCUGACCCGGAUCCUCGCCGCCUGCGCGUCCCAGGCAAAAGAUUAUGGGAGGUGCAUAGCAGAAAAGGUCCCUGAGAUUGAACAUAAUAUGUGUUCUAAGGAGUUUCUAGCACUCAGAUCAUGCAUGCAGACUGUGGUCAAGCGCAAGGCCUGAAGUUCUGGAGUUAAAGCUUUCGGACUUUGAUAUUUGUCGCUUCCAGUGUGAUUACUGCUGAUUUCAGAUGCAAGGAGGUUUGGGUAGCCCUGGUGCUCUGUCUCAUGCUUAUGUACAACAUCCACCACUACGAUGUGACAUACCAGACAUACGUGGGCUAUUUUAUGAUGAUGCUAAUAAGUUCCUUAUAGCUCCAACAGCUGACCGGAUAUUAUACUGGAAGAUAGCUCCAUCUACUCAAGCUAGACCUCCGAACUCUGAUCCCGUAAAUGAUGGACCUGUCUUAUCAGUUCGAUAUUCCCUGGAUCAGAAAGCCAUAGGGACACAACGAUCCAAUCAUGAGGUUGAAUUUAGGAACAGGGAAACAGGACAGACAUGUAUUAAAAAAUGGAGAGCAGAUUCUGAAACUAUACUUGGCUUUUUUUGGACAGACUGCCCCACUUGUGAUGUCAUAAUUGUAAAAACAAGUGGCCUAGAUCUGUUUGCUUAUGAACCUCAAACAAAUACUCUUCACUUGGUGGACUCAAAAAAGUUCAAUGUGAGCUGGUAUCUUUACACACAUGAAAGUAGGUUGAUUCUUCUUGCUUCAGGAAUGCAAUGCACGCAGUUCACUGGAUAUCAGUUUUCUGCUGGUGGGAUUGUCAAAUUGCCUAAGUUUGAGAUGACAAUGUCUAAAAGUGAAGCAAACAGCAAACCUGUUUUAGCUGCUGAUGAUGUUCAUACUGUAACAGUCUAUGGUAGGAUUUACUGCCUGCAGCUUGACAGAGUUAGUAUGACGUUGAAUUUGUAUCGUUUCUAUCGUGAUGCUGUUGUACAACAGGGUACUCUGCCAACUUAUUCAAGCAGAAUUGCAGUUAGUGCAGUUGACAACAUAAUCAUGGUCCACCAAAUAGAUGCUAAAGUUGUCAUAUUAUAUGAUGUUUUCAUGGACUCUUAUGCACCAAUUUCUGCACCACUCCCGCUGCUAGUGAGGGGGCUGCCUAUCAACAAUAAGCAAUCAGUUCAAACUCCAGAUAGCCAGAAUGCAUAUGGUGGGACUCUCUAUGGUGAAGGCUGGAACUUUCUAAUUCCUGACCUCGUCUGUGAUGUUGAGAACGGGCUCUUAUGGAAACUUCAUUUAGACCUAGAGGCUAUUGCCGCUAGUACAUCUGAUGCCCCUUCUAUUUUGGAAUUCCUUCAGAGACGAAAGUCUGACCCAAGCAUGGUUAAGACACUAAGUCUUGCUAUAGUCCGGACGAUCAUCCUGGAGAGGAGACCAAUUACUAUGGCUGCAAAGGCAAUGGAUGUUGUUCUUGAUUCCUAUUCUCGUUUGAUGAAAAUGGGUGGUGGUCUUCCUGGAGUAAGGACAACAUCUGAGCAAAAUCAGCAGUCUGGUGUUCAGCCUGUUGCGAACCCAGAUUCAGUAAGUGGAGAUGGUAAUAGACCUGCGCAGAAUUCAGGAGUUGAACGUGGAAUUUCUAACCUGGCAGCACAUGUAGAUAGGACAUCGUUAAAUACAUCGUCUGAUUCUGAAGAGAUUACCGAUGCAUCAGGAGAGGCAAAUCAAGGAACAUCAGGUUUGCAAGCAUCUGAUGCUGCUGAAAGAAAACCACAAGUUGCGGGCGAGGAUAGCAGACCAUUGGCUUCUGGUACAUCAAUGCAGCAAGGAUCACAUUAUGCUAAUGUGGCUGUUUCACCAAGUGAAAUGUUUGAGUCUGUGUUUGUGCUUGUUGAAGACGAAAUGAUGGCUGAUCCUGCAUAUCUUAUUUCUAUCAUCAUGGAGUUUUUACGGAGUGUCUCAAAGGCUGGGUUGAAGGCUCCCCCUAACCUUUAUGUGAUGAUGACAACACUGCUAGCCCGCAAUAACCGUUAUCCUGAAAUAUCCUUGUUUGUAUCUAACAAGAUCCUAGAGCCCUCCAAGGAACUUGCGAUGCAACUGAUGGAAUUGGGUCGACAACACUCUCCAACGAGGAAGCUAGGUGUGGACAUGCUGAGAGAGCGGGGCUUGCACCACGAUUACGUGACUGUGUUAUUGCAAGACGGGUACCACCUGGAGGCUCUUCGCUACGCCAGAAAAUACAAGGUCAUCACCGUGCAGCCUGCCCUGUUCUUGGAGAAAGCUGUGGCCAUAAACAGCGCGCAGAGCCUCGCCGCAAUGCUGAGCUUCUUCUCCGACUUCACGCCGACCUUCAAGACAACAUCAGACUAUGGCAGAUACCGGCAUAUCCUCUCUGAGAUGAUCUGAACAAAUUUCAGUAGGGUAAACAUAUCUGUAACGAUUUGGCACGGUACUCGACGUCAUGCAAAUCAUCUCGUAUAGAAGAAACUUGCUAUAUGAAAGAUCAAAGAUGGUGUAAAGUUUGAGACAAUUAGGUAUAGUUGAACUUUGUUGGAACGAGAGGUUGCUCA
Molecule: messenger RNA, 2746 nt
Organism: Oryza brachyantha (malo sina)
Lineage: Eukaryota; Viridiplantae; Streptophyta; Magnoliopsida; Poales; Poaceae
Product: regulator of MON1-CCZ1 complex
Exons: 14
Coding region: 426-2582 (718 amino acids)
Biological process (GO): regulation of autophagy
Cellular component (GO): lysosomal membrane; Mon1-Ccz1 complex; late endosome membrane
Source: RefSeq, a predicted model, not a curated record